GCAGGAAGACGAAUUUGUUACUACUGUACGGUUGGAAGAGCCCUCUGGAGGUCUGAUUAUUCAGUUGCUUGCCCACCCAAGCUAGCUAGUGGAGAGCACAAAAGAGUCCAAACGGAAAAUGAACCAGGAUGAUGAUGGAGGAGGAACAACCCGCCAAAAUGGAAAGCAACAAUCCACUUCUGCCAAUCAGGAUACCCAACACGAAAUCGAAAAAAUGAGCAAGGUACCCUCCACAGAGACGACGGUGAGAAAUGCCGUGGGACAAGGCAUGAAUGCUUUCUCAGAUGCUAUCAAUAAUAACUUGGUGGCAGCAAGAUAUGGUACCGUGGCCACUGUCACGCUGCUUGCUGCCUACGGCCUCUCCAAUACACCACUGUUCUUUCGCUACAAAAGUGUCGCCGACAUUCCAGCUCGACUAUUUGUGGGUAGAAAACGCUUGAGAGCCAGGCUCAUCAGGACAGAAGAAAACGAUCAGGCGGGGCAACCCAUUAUAUGCUAUGUCAGGCACCUAUCUCCAGUUGGGCGGGUGCUCAACAGAGAAAUGUACGAAUUUGGAACCAGAGCAGCCCCGUCGGCUCAGGUCACAGGCAACCCAGAGGGUGAUUUGAUCAAAGUAGAAAUAGCUGGGUUAUCGGCUCCUCCAUUCUAUGCAUCCACUGAUUAUCAACGUGGAGAGUGGCUUCAGAGAUUGGCCAGUGACAAGACCAAGGUGACUCUCCAACUGCUUGGGAGAAGGGUCCCUAAUUCUCCCUCCACUGGUACUGGUAAUGCUCACAACAAUACUAUGGAGCCAAAUCACAGAAACAAACGAGAUGUCACGGUCAUCUUGCCGGAGUUGGAGCAAUCACUGCAAAAAGACAACCUACAACAAGGAGCAGAGGAACAACAAGAGCAACAAAUUGCAGUGGGUCGUUUGUACUAUAGACCGUCUCUGUUUCAGCUAUUUGCGACCGACUUGGCGACUCCCUUGGUGCGGUACGGACACGCAACGGCGGAAAGCGAAAUGUUUAUGAAAUCUCUUCACACAGAAGGCACCAAAAUUGUGGAUGCGACCCAGGGACUCGACACUAUACGAAAGGACGUGAAAUAUCUAGAUCGACUGGGCAAGCUGGAGUACGAAGCGGCCAAGGGAUCGUACGGCAUGUGGUCGGAUACCCUGAUCCGAGAGAAGCGACGAGAUAUAGUAGACGAAGUCGAGUUUCAAACCAACGCCACCGCUUGGCAAAAGCUCUGGCGAUGGAUAAGAGGCUAA
Molecule: messenger RNA, 1252 nt
Organism: Seminavis robusta
Lineage: Eukaryota; Bacillariophyta; Bacillariophyceae; Naviculales; Naviculaceae
Source: the annotation of a GenBank genome assembly